Molecule: messenger RNA, 2801 nt
Organism: Epinephelus moara (kelp grouper)
Lineage: Eukaryota; Metazoa; Chordata; Actinopteri; Perciformes; Serranidae
Product: E3 ubiquitin-protein ligase TRIM21-like
Exons: 4
Coding region: 115-1821 (568 amino acids)
Molecular function (GO): zinc ion binding; protein binding
Source: RefSeq, a predicted model, not a curated record
GUGUGUGUGAGUGACAGCAGAGCUGCAGUCGAGACGAGUCUCUCUGUUUCUCUCGAAAGAAACAUUCAACUGAAUCCAGCAGGUUUUUCUCAACAACAAACACUGAGUGUCGAUAUGUCUGCUGCCAGCUGUCUGCUGACUGAAGAUCAGUUUCUGUGCUCCAUCUGUCUGGAUGUGUUCACUGAUCCAGUCAGCACACCAUGUGGACACAACUUCUGUAAAACCUGCAUCACUGAACACUGGAAUAUUAAUGUCCCCUAUCAGUGUCCAAACUGUAAGAAGGUUUUCUACACCAGACCUGAGCUGCAGGUCAACACUUUCAUCUCUGAGAUGGCUGCUCAGUUCAGACAGUCAGCUCAACAGAAAGCCAGCAGCAGCAGCUCAGAGCAACAAGUUUCCAAACCAGGAGAAGUUCCCUGUGACGUCUGCACUGGAACCAAACUGAAGGCCCUGAAGUCCUGCCUGGUGUGUCUGGAAUCCUACUGUGAGACUCACCUGGAGCCUCAUCUGACAAGAUCAGGCCUGAAAAGACAUCAGCUGAUCGACCCUGUGGAGAACCUGGAAGGCAGGAUGUGUCUGAAGCACGAUAAACUGCUGGAGCUGUUCUGUAAGACCGACCAGAUGUGUGUCUGCAUGCUCUGCACUGUUUUAGACCACAAGACACAUGAUGUUGUUCCUCUGAGAGAAGAAUAUGAAGGAAAGAAGGCCGAGCUGGGGAAGACAGAGGCUGAAAUUCAGCAGAUGAUCCAGAAGAGACGACUGAAGAUUGAGGAGAUCAAACACUCAGUGGAGCUCAGUGAGGAAGAUGCAGACAGAGAGAUAGCAGAUGGUGUUCAGGUCUUCACCGCUCUGAAGGAGUCUGUUGAGAGAAGCCAGGCCGAGCUCAUGGACACGAUCAAAGAGAAGCAGAGAAAGACAGAGAAACAGGCUGAAGGCUUCAUCAAAGAGCUGGAACAGGAAAUCUCUGAGCUGAAGAAGAGGAGCACUGAGGUGGAGCAGGUCUCACGCUCUGAAGACCACCUCCACCUCCUCCAAAGCUUCACUUCCCUGAACACUGCUCCACCCACCAAGGACUGGACAGAGGUCAGCGUCCAUCCACCUUCAUAUGAGGGGACUGUGAGGAGAGCUGUGAGUCAGCUGGAGGAGACGCUCAGUAAACAGAUGAAGAAGCUUCUCGCUGAGGUCGAGCUGAAGAGGGUCCAGCAGUCUGCAGUGGAUGUGACACUUGAUCCUGAUACAGCACAUCCCUAUCUCAUCCUGUCUGAUGAUGGAAAACAAGUUACAUGUGGUGAUGUAAAGAAGAAUCUCCCAAAGAAUCCAGAGAGAUUUGAUACUUGUCCCUGUGUCUUAGCAAAGCAGAGUUUCUCUUCAGGAAGAUUUUAUUAUGAGGUUCAGGUUAAAGGGAAGACUAAGUGGGAUUUAGGAGUGGCCAGAGAGUCGAUCAACAGGAAGGGAAAGAUCCCACUGGGCCCUCAGAAUGGUUACUGGACGAUAUGUUUGAGGAAUGAAAAUGAGUACAAAGCUUUUGCUUACUCUUCAGUCAGUCUCUCUCUGAAGUCUCGGCCUGAGAAGGUGGGGGUGUUUGUGGAUUAUGAGGAGGGUCUGGUCUCCUUUUAUGAUGUUGAUGCUGCAGCUCUUAUCUACUCCUUUACUGGCUGCUCCUUCACUGAGAAACUCUACCCAUACUUCAGUCCCUGUAAUAAUCAUGGUGGUAAAAACUCUGCCCCUCUGAUCAUCUCUCCUGUCAAUCAAGCACUUAAGGACAGUUUGCGCAGAUUGAUUACAUUUAAACCAAAACUAAAACGUAGAACAAUCAUCUGAUUUUCUACAGAAAGAUUCACUCUCAUUUAAUGUAAUAAAUGUAUAUUAUUGGUGAUGUACUGUGAAUACAUUGUUGAUUUUUUAGAUUCUGAUCAAUGUGGUUUUUCUCUUUUGUUUCUGUAAAUGUUUUUAUUUGAUGUGUAACGUUGCUACUUACUACUACAACACAAAGAUUUAAUCACACUGCUGAUAUUAUCUCAUGUAUAGUCUUUGUUUAAUACACUCUUUAUUUGUCAAAGUUAUAGUCCCUUACAGGAGUUGGGCUACUUCUCAUUGAAACAAAAGAAGACAGGAAGUGUCAUCUUUACAACAGCUACUGUUCGUCCCUCCCACCCCAUCUCAUGUAUAGUCUGAUUUAUUCUAAUGACUUCAUUACCUGCCUUCAAGACUGUUGAAUCAUCAAAAACAAAUGUGCUUAGAAAUAAGAAGCAUUUGCACGUUUCUUAAAUGUCUCUGUGCCAAAUUCAGAACUUUAUAUUGUCUGAUAAUUGUAUAUAGAUAAGAAGUGUUGUCAUGCACACUUUAUCUGUUAAUAAGAGCUUUUCAAAAUAAGAUGUUUUAAUGAUUUUAGGUUGUAAGAUUUCAAAUUAAGGGACAAAUUAAGGGAUCUCUGUGUGGUGUGUUUUCAGGGGAUUAGGAUUAGUUCUUGAUUCAUUUUGGUACAAAAAUAAUUGACAUGAACUUUAAACAUCAACAGAAUCUGAUCCUAAAACAUUGAGCUGCAGUGGUUUUACACACCAGAGAAGAAGAAAAGUUUUGUCUCAACCAUCUGUUGUGUUAUUUUCAUUUUAUUUUGUCCACCUCUCUGCAGACUGUUUGUACAGCUUCAACAAAGUCAACAAAAACUCAACAAAUGGAAACAAACAAAGUUUCCACUGGAUGCAUUUUUUUCUUCACAUUAACUCAAGUACUGUACUUAUGUAAAAUACAAGUGUGUGAAAACUGCCUGUGAAUAUUUCAGUGUUGUGCUACUUUAUACU